CCUGUAAACUGAGUAAGUUGCUCACAGUCGUCCUCCCGCUGCUAACGUUAGCCUGCCUUGCUAACAUUAGCGGGUUCCAUAUGAUGCUAGCUAGCCUGGACUCGGUGUUUCACAAGCUAACUCGGAAACAUGGAGGCCCAGCUGACCCCGCCCUCCAUCCUGAGAGAGUUCUGCCCGCUUUACUACCUGCUGAAUGCCAUCCCAGCCAAGGUGCAGCGUGGGUUCAGGUCUGUCCUGGUCUACCUGACGGCUCUGGACAGCAGCAGUGACUUCCUGGCGGUGGGCAGCAGCAUCGGCAUGCUCUACCUGUACUGUCGCCGCCUCGCACACAUGAACAAGUACAGCCUGGAGGGGAAGAGUGAUGCGAUCACAGCUGUAAAGCUGCUCAGCUGUUUUGAUGACCUGGUUGCCGUGGGAACAGCAUCUGGUCGAGUAGCCAUCUUCCAGCUGGUGUCCCCGCUUCCUGGUCGGAACAAACAGUUGAGGCGUUUCGAUGUGGUUGGCCUCCAUAAAGGCUCCGUAACGUCUUUGGCGUGGAGUGCCAACGGGAUGAAGCUUUUCUCUGGAGAUGAUAAAGGACGAGUUGUGUUCUCGUCUCUGGACCUGGACCAGGGGGUGUGUAAACCUGUGCUGCUGUUGGAGGAGUCUUCAGGUGUGGUUCAGAUGGAGUACAGCCACCAGGUGCUGCUGGUCUCUACACAUCAGAGAUCUCUGCUUUACUGCACACAGAAACAGGAAGUCCAGCAGCUGGGUUCAAAGCCCCGCAAGAGCAGCGGCAGGUUCGGAGCCUGCUUCCUGCCGGGUCUCUGUAAACAGAGCGAUCUUCAGGUGUUUGCUGCUCGACCUGGACUCAGACUGUGGAGGUCCGACAUCAGAGGACAGGUGGAAGACACCAGACUGCUGAAGCCACUCUUCACCACACAGAUUCCUCAGUUUGAGUUGUUCCCUCGUUCUGAUCCAAUCGGAGCUUAUCGUCCGGCAGACAUACAGCUCGGUCUGCUCAGCUGUUUCCUCAGAGAGGGCUGGAUCCUCAGCUGGAACGAGUACAGCAUCUACGUCCUGGACUGUCUCAACGAGGUACUGCAAAUACUUAUAGUACUUUGUUAA
Micropterus salmoides (largemouth bass) is the source of this 1107-nucleotide messenger RNA. RefSeq names its product tectonin beta-propeller repeat-containing protein 2-like. NCBI's taxonomy places the organism in Eukaryota, Metazoa, Chordata, Actinopteri, Centrarchiformes, Centrarchidae. Gene Ontology annotation, molecular function: protein binding. The transcript has 8 exons. Bases 130 to 1107 code for a protein of 325 amino acids. The record is from RefSeq and is a predicted model, not a curated record.